Molecule: messenger RNA, 2068 nt
Organism: Thrips palmi
Lineage: Eukaryota; Metazoa; Arthropoda; Insecta; Thysanoptera; Thripidae
Product: homeobox protein SIX6-like
Exons: 5
Coding region: 306-1445 (379 amino acids)
Biological process (GO): regulation of transcription by RNA polymerase II
Cellular component (GO): transcription regulator complex; nucleus
Molecular function (GO): DNA-binding transcription factor activity, RNA polymerase II-specific; RNA polymerase II cis-regulatory region sequence-specific DNA binding
Source: RefSeq, a predicted model, not a curated record
CCGGGACGCCGAGUGAGCAGGACGCACGUCGAAACGCGCCGUGCCGAACGGGGCCGUGACUACCGUGUGACAACAGCAGUGUGACAACAGUGUGACAACGGCGUGACAAGUUCGUCUUCCGCCUGGAGGUGUUUUCGCCGAGCGUUUUGCGCAGCGUUCGCACAGUGCAGCCGCAGGACUGGCUUUACUAGCCCCAAGUGGAUUGGAUUAUUCAGCACUCCUCCGUCGCCAUCGGUGGACUCGGAUCAGGAUAACGCCCUGCUUUGAGUGAUGCGGCCCCAGGUCCCCCAGGUGCGCGCGGCGUGAUGGCGCUGCACCAGGCCAUGGCGGUGGGCGUCCAUGCGAGCGUGCCCUGCUUGUCGUCCUCGCCGAGCCAUGACUCGAGCAGCACGGACGGGCUCGGACAGGGCCUCGGCCAGGGCCACGGCCUCGACGGCCUCCACCACCUCGGCCACGGCCAGGGCCACGGCCAGGGCCAUGCCGGCGAGGGCGGCGCCUUCGCGUCCUCCUGCAGCUACUCCGGCCAGCAGCACCCGCAGCCGCCGCAGCAGCACGGCUUCGUCGUGUUCCCGCACGGCUCCAAGAAGAGCGUCUUCACGGAGGAGCAGGUAGCCACCAUGUGCGAGGCGCUGCAGCAGUCCCGCAACGUGCACAGGCUGGCCGACUUCCUCUGGAAGCUGCCCACGGACCUGCUGUGCCAGGGCGAGGCCGUGCUGCGGGCGCGGGCGCGCGUCGCCUUCGAGCACGGCAACUACAAGGAGCUGUACGGCAUCCUGGAGGGGCACAUCUUCGACCAGCGCUACCACGGCGAGCUGCAGGAGAUGUGGUAUAAGGCCCACUACAGGGAGGCGGAGAAGAUGAGGCAGCGGCCGCUCGGCGCGGUGGACAAGUACCGCCUGCGCAAGAAGUACCCGCUGCCCAAGACCAUCUGGGACGGCGAGGAGACGGUGUACUGCUUCAAGGAGCGGUCGCGCACCAUCCUCAAGAACUUCUACGCGCGGAACCGGUACCCCACGCCGGACGAGAAGAAGAACCUGGCCAAGAAGACGGGGCUGUCGCUGACGCAGGUCAGCAACUGGUUCAAGAACCGGAGGCAGCGCGACCGGACGCCGCAUCAGCAGCGCAGUGAAAUGAUGCUGGGUUGCCACGGCGACGGCCUGCUGGGGGGCGGUUCCCCGGUGGGGGGCGUGUCGCUGGGUGGCGCCCCCUUGGGGGUGGGGGCGUGCUCCAACAUCAAGAACCUCUACGCGGUGGCCGCCGUCAAGCUGUACGGCGGCGGCAGCCUCGACAACCUCGUCAAGCACGAGCCGUCCUUGGGGAUGGCGCACAACGCGCACAACGCGGCCUCCUCCAUGACGACGCAGCAGCUGCACCGGUCCUACUCCUCGCACUACGGCUACGACACCAGCAUGCUGGCCAGCCUGCACCAGAACACCGCGCACUAGAGCCAGCGCCAGCUUAGCGCCGCGUCGGCCUCUAGGACAGCUCGGCCGCACCCAGACGCCUGGAGCCUGGAGCCGCCUCUUGCCGUCGAUACUCCACGACGCGAGGUUCUUUUCGAACUGUGGAAAACUGUGGUCGUCGAUCGACUGAGAAGCGUUGAGGCAAUGACGGUACCCCUCGUUUUGGUGCUUUUCCUCGUGUGAGGUUGACGAAAUCAUGAGAGAGAUCUAUGAUUGUUCGAAGAUUGUUGAAAGGCAUUGUUACUCACUGAAUAAUAUAAUGUUUAAGUUUUUAUAUAGUAAUUAGAAGGUGCUUUCCACUUGAUAUUAUAGGUAAUUUCUAUCUCAUUAAUUGCAUUACAGUCUUAUUGUGUUGUGAAAGCUGAGACAGGCCAUAAACAGUCCUUUAAUAUUUUCAAAUAUCUGUAAGUGUAUUUCAGUUUUCCUCUUCAAUGUUCUAGUUCCUUGUGACCAAACCAUCUGUUCUGCAAGCAUGAACUUUCCUUUAGCUGUGAUGAAUAUGGAGCCAAAGUUUAGUUGUAUUGUUAUAUGUGUUAGAAGAUAUUAAAUUUGUAAGAUAAAAUAUAUGAUUAUACACUAAGAAUAAGUUUUGUUUUCCUUUUUUU